UUCAUAAAAAUUCCCAAAUCAAAAAUUUCCAAGGGUUUUGUGGAGACACAGAGGGAGGCUGAAAUCUCCAGUAAUUGAAUCGAACUGGGGGUUUAAAGGGGGUUCGAGAUUAGAGUGUUUUAUGGGUAAGAAGGAGGAGGAGAAGAAGAAAAGCUCUAUAUCAACAUCACCUUGUGCUCAACUUAGAUCUGCGUAUCAUCAAUGCUUCAACAAGUGGUAUUCAGAGAAGUUCUUAAAGGGUGAAUGGGAUAAAGAAGAAUGUGUUACAGAAUGGCAGAAGUACAAAGCUUGUCUUUCUGAACAUCUUGAGGUGAAACAACUAGCUAGGUUCUUGGAAGAAGAAGCUGAUUCUGGGUUUCCGAUUUCUGCCGAAUAGAGGAAUAUGACUGACAAAUGUGCAGAAGAAGGGACUGGAAUGGAGAUAAAGGGACCAUGUUUGAUAGGUUAUGGAACUGCUUCUUCAUUCUAUCCAGGCUAGGCAACAGUGAACAUAAUCUAUCAUUUUUCAUAAGCACGUUGAUGCACAAACCAAAGGAUUUACCAUACUGUGGUUAGCAAACAAUUCUAAUUCAAAGGGUUGAUUAACUGUAACAGAAAGUUGAUUGCAUCCUAAUGGAAGGUUCAUGAUGUAUUUAUACUGUGAAUAUUUGCUUUUAUCUUGAUGCAGUCGUCUUAAAGCCUCAAAUCUGAUAUCAUUUAUCUUAAUUUAGCUAA
Messenger RNA from Papaver somniferum (opium poppy), 714 nucleotides. RefSeq lists its product as uncharacterized. The transcript is spliced from 4 exons. NCBI's taxonomy places the organism in Eukaryota, Viridiplantae, Streptophyta, Magnoliopsida, Ranunculales, Papaveraceae. The record is from RefSeq and is a predicted model, not a curated record. The coding region runs from base 122 to 376 and encodes 84 amino acids.